Molecule: messenger RNA, 1661 nt
Organism: Malaya genurostris
Lineage: Eukaryota; Metazoa; Arthropoda; Insecta; Diptera; Culicidae
Product: NADH-ubiquinone oxidoreductase chain 6-like
Exons: 1
Cellular component (GO): mitochondrion
Source: RefSeq, a predicted model, not a curated record
UUUUUAUGUUUAAUUAUUUCAUUUAUUUUUAUACAAAUAAAACAUCCAUUAGCUAUAGGAUUAAUAUUAUUAAUUCAAACUAUUUUAAUUUCAUUAAAUAUUGGUUUAUUAAUAAAAACUUUUUGAUUUUCAUAUAUUUUAUUUUUAGUAUUUAUAGGAGGAAUAUUAGUUUUAUUUAUUUAUGUAACUUCUUUAUCAUCAAAUGAAUUAUUUUCAAUAUCUUUAAAAUUAAUUAUAUUUUUUAUCUUUUUUUUUACAUUAACUUUAUUAACUUUAUUAAUUUUAGAUAAUAUAUUUAUAGAAAAUUUUUCUAUAAAUAAUGAAAUAAAUAUCUUUAACAAAAUAAAUAUAUUUUUAUAUGAAGAUAUAAUUUCACUAAAUAAAAUAUAUAACUUUCCAACUAAUAUAAUUACAUAUUUAUUAAUUAAUUAUUUAUUUUUAACUUUACUAGUAACAGUAAAAAUUACAAAAAAAAAUUUUGGACCUUUACGACCAAUAAAUUAAUUUUAAUUUAUUUAUGUUUAAACCAUUUCGUAAAACACACCCUUUAAUUAAAAUUAUAAAUAAUUCUUUAAUUGAUUUACCUACUCCAAUUAAUAUUUCUGCUUGAUGAAAUUUUGGAUCUUUAUUAGGAUUAUGUUUAAUUAUUCAAAUUUUAACUGGAUUAUUUUUAGCAAUACAUUAUACUGCAGAUAUUGAAACUGCAUUUAAUAGAGUUAAUCAUAUUUAUCGAGAUGUAAAUAAUGGCUGAUUUUUACGUAUUUGUCAUGCAAAUGGAGCCUCUUUUUUUUUUGCAUGUUUAUUUUUACAUGUAGGACGAGGAAUUUAUUAUAAUUCUUUUCAUUAUAUUCCCACUUGAAUAGUAGGAACAAUCAUUUUAUUUAUAGUUAUAGCAACAGGAUUUUUAGGAUAUGUCUUACCUUGAGGGCAAAUAUCUUUUUGAGGAGCAACUGUAAUUACUAAUUUAUUAUCUGCAGUACCUUAUCUUGGAAAUGAUUUAGUUCAAUGAAUUUGAGGAGGAUUUGCUGUGGAUAAUGCUACAUUAACACGGUUUUUUACUUUUCAUUUCAUUUUACCUUUUAUUAUUUUAGCUUUAACAAUAAUUCAUUUAUUAUUCCUACAUCAAACAGGAUCUAAUAAUCCUUUAGGAUUAAAUAGAAAUAUUGAUAAAAUUCCAUUUCAUCCUUAUUUUGUUUAUAAAGAUUUAUUUGGAUUUAUUAUUUUUAUUUGAAUUUUAAUAACUUUUAUUUGAAAAUUUAAUUAUUUAUUAAUAGAUCCAGAAAAUUUUAUUCCAGCUAACCCAUUAGUAACUCCCGUUCAUAUUCAACCUGAAUGAUAUUUUUUAUUUGCAUAUGCUAUUCUUCGAUCUAUUCCUAAUAAACUAGGGGGAGUAAUUGGAUUAGUAGCCUCAAUUUCUAUUUUAUUUAUUUUACCUUUUAUUCAUAAAAAUAAAUUUCAAGGACUACAAUUUUAUCCAAUUAAUCAAAUUUUAUUUUGAAAUUUAACAAUUAUUUUUCUUUUACUAACUUGAAUUGGAGCACGACCAGUAGAAACUCCUUUUGUAUUAACAGGUCAAAUUUUAACUAUUUUAUAUUUUUCUUAUUUUUUUAUUAAUGUUUUAAUAUUAAAAUAUUGAGAUAAAUUAUUAAAUUAAACUUAAA